AUGGAUGCAGUCUAUGAGGGAUUUGACUGGGAGAAGACGGGAAGCAGUCGUCGUGGAUGUAAGGAAAGCCCAAGCCUUUCUCCAGGUCUUCCUUCUGUCGCCGGCUCUGUAGGCCACAUCAGCAUUCGGCUUGCUCAGCGCUAUCCCAAACUCCAUUUCAUCGUGCAGGAUUACGAACCCGUCUGCCGCCGGGGCGAAGCGAUGCUCCCGGUAGAAGUACAGAACCGCGUGCGCUUCCAACCAUACGACCUCUUUGAGUGGAGCGAUAAAUACGCCAGCCAUAUUCUGCGGGCGGUUGCCGCCGCCCUUAAGCCUGGGGACAGAAUUAUUCUCAAUGAGCAGAUUAUGCCCGAGCCGGGCACUGCUGCGCCUGCAAUCGAGCAACUGACGAGAUCCUCUGACAUGACCAUGUUGAGCAUCUUCAAUGGCCAAGAACGAACGAAGGAACAGCUUCGGGCUUUGGUUCAGCCCGCACAUCCUGGGCUGCAUGUGCUGAAGGUCAUAACACCGCUAACCUUAGCACUGGGUAUAGUGGAAAUAUGCUUGAAAGAUAGCUGA
This is a messenger RNA of Penicillium hordei, 558 nucleotides long. Its product is annotated as S-adenosyl-L-methionine-dependent methyltransferase. The coding region runs from base 1 to 558 and encodes 185 amino acids. NCBI's taxonomy places the organism in Eukaryota, Fungi, Ascomycota, Eurotiomycetes, Eurotiales, Aspergillaceae. The transcript is spliced from 3 exons. Gene Ontology annotation, molecular function: O-methyltransferase activity. The record is from RefSeq and is a predicted model, not a curated record.